Molecule: messenger RNA, 835 nt
Organism: Phoenix dactylifera (date palm)
Lineage: Eukaryota; Viridiplantae; Streptophyta; Magnoliopsida; Arecales; Arecaceae
Product: heavy metal-associated isoprenylated plant protein 45
Molecular function (GO): metal ion binding
Source: RefSeq, a predicted model, not a curated record
CCAGAAAAGCAAUGUUCCUUUUGGGAAAAGGUAAUCCCCCCAUUGCAUCACACACAUUGAUCCCUCUCCCCUUUCCUCAUCUAUAUAAAGCGCUCUAGCUCUCAUAACUCCUAGGACACCAUGUUCCGUUUCCAACGGCAGCGGACCUCAUCGUCCAAUGCCUUGACCAUUGUGGAGCUUAAUGUCCACAUGGACUGUGAAGGAUGCGAGAAGAGAAUACGGAAAGCAAUCUCCAAGUUGGAUGGGGUUGAUACUGUGGACAUAGACAUGGAUAAACAGAAGGUGACUGUCACUGGAUAUGUGGAUCAGAGGAAGGUCCUCAAGGCGGUGAGGCGGACGGGAAGGAAGGCCGAAUUCUGGCCGUACCCUUAUGACUCUCAGUACUACCCAUUUGCCAUUCAAUAUCUCGAGGACUCGACGUACACGUCAACUUAUAAUUACUACCGGCAUGGAUAUAACUCAAGUGUGCUUGGAUAUUUUCCUGACCCAGCUUACUCUGUGAUAGUUGAUGAUCAGAUGGCUGCAGUCUUUAAUGACGACAAUGUUCAUGCAUGCGUGAUCAUGUGAAGAUGGCGCUUGUGUUUUUCUAAUGUUUAGUUAGUAUGAUAAUACAAAGAAAGACAAGUGGAUUUCUCUAGUGGUUCUACCUAUGAAAAAGAUUCAUGUAUGUUUCUCUCACAGAAUAUAUUCUUGCGCUACAGCGAGGCAACAAAAAAAAAGACAAAAGAAAAUAAAAAUAAAGGGUAACUAAUAGAUGGAAUAGAAUAUGUAGGGUUCUUUAUGGACCCACUAUCUGGCAAAUUAUGUGCAAUUUUGUGCUGCAGGCUACCUUGGA